AUGUCUCAAUCACCAAUUUAUAAACCACGUAAUACUAAAUGGCAAAAAAAAUCAUUAAUUACAUAUGAUUGUCCUAUUUGUGUAACAACAAAUACACGUCAACUUCUUGAAUUACCAUGUGGUCAUAAUUUAUGUUUAUCAUGUCUUCACAUGAUAUGUGCUCAUUCAACAUUAGCUUGUCCAUUUUGUCGUUGUCGUCUUUCAACAUGGCUUCGUCGUAAUCCUGAUUAUUCGAAAUUAGUCAUUAAACGACAAUCAACAACAACAAAAACAAAAACUAAAAAGAAAAAUAUUGUUAAACAACAACAACAACCACAGCAACAGCCACAACAACAACAACAGCAACAGCCACAACAACAACAACAAUCACAGCAACAGCCACAACAACAACAACAGCAACAGCCACAACAACAACAACAACAACAGCCACAACAACAACAACAACCAAAUCGUAAUUAUCCAACAUCAAAAAUUAAACCAACUUUCGAUGAACAAGGUAAUAUAUCUGAUGAUUGGUUAUUAGCUCAAAAAAUUCAUUAUGAACAACUUGAAGAAUUUCGAUAUACUUAUGGUCGAAUAACUCGAUCAAUGGCAAAAAAGAUGAAGACAUGA
Messenger RNA from Rotaria sp. Silwood2, 612 nucleotides. The record is from the annotation of a GenBank genome assembly. NCBI's taxonomy places the organism in Eukaryota, Metazoa, Rotifera, Eurotatoria, Philodinida, Philodinidae.